UAUAGGUUUCUUCAUUAUCACCCAUUUCUUACCAAGAACUCAUUCAUAUCCCACUUGACAAGGGUGGGUUUUCACCUUGAAGGAAGACAAUUUCACCACUAAUAUUGGUCACUUGAACAAAGCUCCUUUUGUACUAAAUAUAUAAUAUAAUAUUAUACACAAAAAUCACCAUAUAAUCUUACUAUAUUUUCAAUCCACCAUGUCUGCUCCUGAAAGCAAAACUGAUUGGUCCUAUCGAGGCCUUUGCCCCCAUCUUCACCCUCAUCCCCACCAAUCCCGUCGCGCUGCGUGUCACAAACACCGACACCCUGCAUUAGCCUCCGGUACAGUUGCCGGAUCGUCGUCCUUAACGGCCGGAAUCCAACUCAUGUGCAUGCAAUAUGGAUGCAAAUUACAUUCCCUAUGCCCACAAUAUACAAACACUAUAACAUUCUCUCUUUCAACUUCUUUGUGGAGAGAAAGAAAAUUGAGCUCUUGAUGUUUAGUGAGAGAGAGAGAGAGGUGAUGGAAGGUGGGUGGAAACCUAAUGUUGAGAUAUCACCAAAUUGUCCUAGAUGUGGUUCAUGUAACACUAAAUUUUGUUACUACAACAACUAUAGCUUGACACAACCUAGGUACUUUUGUAAAAGUUGUAGGAGGUACUGGACCAAAGGUGGGUCCCUCCGGAACGUGCCGGUUGGAGGUGGUUGUCGAAAAAGCAGACGAUGUAAGUCGAUACGGAUAUCGGGUACGGGUCCGAAAGUGGGUCCCACUACGGAUUUUGGUUACAAUGGCAACAUUUUGGGUGAAUCCUCUUCUAGCUCAUCAUCAUCUAUGGUGGCUGAUGGUUCGAUUGAUCUUGCCAGGGUUUACGCCGAUUUCUUGAAUCAAGAAAGUGUGCCCGAAACACGAUUCGAAAUGCCCAAAUUGCUUAGGGAUGUUGAUCUGUCGUUCCACUAUGCAAGUACAAAUAUGAAUACAAAUUUUAAUUUCCAAUUUCCAUUGGAAAUGGAUUUAAUUAGCAAAGGAGGUGAAAUGUAUCGGGAAACAAUUGAAGAAUUUGGGAGUGAUCGCGUGGUGAGCAAUUGUGGGUUGCCACCAUUGCCCGGUGAAGAGGUAGUAGUAGCUCCAGAGAUGGAAUGGCCGAGUUCUGACAUGAUGGUUCCGAACCAUUUUGUGCAUAUGUCACAAUUGGAUAGGAUUGAAUCAGAAGAUCAACAUUUUAAGCAAUUUAUUGGUAAUAAGAAGUCGUUGUUUGACAUGUCGAGUUAUGAAACUCUUUUUAGGCCUUGA
Molecule: messenger RNA, 1272 nt
Organism: Camellia sinensis
Lineage: Eukaryota; Viridiplantae; Streptophyta; Magnoliopsida; Ericales; Theaceae
Product: dof zinc finger protein DOF3.5-like
Biological process (GO): regulation of DNA-templated transcription
Molecular function (GO): DNA-binding transcription factor activity; DNA binding
Source: RefSeq, a predicted model, not a curated record